CACACACACCCCAACACACAUUUACACACACUCUCUCUCACACACACACAAUUACUCCAUGUACAGUACAGCCUACUACAGAUUCUUGUUGUAAAAGAACGUUGAAUGAUUCCGCCAUUUCAGGUGGAACCUGUAUGCAUCGAUGGAAUAUAGCUCUAAGAUAAUUUAACUCUCAUAUAUAUUUUUCUCAAUUUACUGAAAAUUUUUUUAGCUGGAAAUGGAGAGAGAUAAGCGGAGAAAAUCAAAGAUACCUUGCCUUUUUGGAGGGAAUGGAGACAUUUCGACCACCCGGAAAACUGUCCAAAACAGGUCUGCGAGUGACGUCUUCACCGAGAAAAAUUUGUUGGCAUUUGAAGUUGGGCAAGCAUCUGCUAAACAAGUUUAUGGAACGUCCAUGAAGACAUUGUUAGCGAAAGAAAUGUCGAAUGAAACUGCAGCUAAAAAGCGGUCACCAAGUCUUAUAGCUAAAUUGAUGGGUUUAGAUGGACUGCCAUCUCCCCAACCUGUUCACAAGCAGCAAAGGAAGGUGUCAGACAACUCUCAAAAGAGUAGCGUUAAAAAGAAUGAGAAGCUGGGCAGUUAUCAGUUGGAUAAGAAGACUUCAAUGGAACAGCAACAUUUCAAAGAUGUUUAUGAAGAUCCAGAAGCGUCACAUGUUGCAAAUCGUCUAUACUCGUCACCGUUGAGUGCAAAAAGGAGGUCCACGAAACAGGAAUUGGGAUACAUCCAAGAAAGAUGCGAUGAAAUGCUUAGGGAGUCGAUUGCUAUUAAAAAUAAACUUGAAAGGGUAGAUUCCAACUCGGACUUGAUGUUAAGUUAUCUGCACAAAGAUCAGCAAGAGAUCUCAUUUGGUUCUCCCUGCAACCAAAUAACACUUUUAAAACCAGCAAGUUAUGUCAGACAUACACACCAUGGCAAAAGGUUGAAAGAAGCAAACGAAAUGUUAAAUUAUCAUGUUCCCGUUACUUAUCAAAGAAACGAGGAUGUGCUUUUAGACUACUCUUAUCACCAUACUACUAACCCUCGUAGAUCGUCCAGAUAUCAGGUAGAAAGGAAAGAUACAAGUGUCAUUUCUCCAACAAGAAUUGUAGUCCUUAAGCCAAAUCUUGUUAAGAUUUACGAUGAUCAGGAUCUGGUUCAUUCUUCUGAUGAAUAUAGGGGAAAUAGAGAAUCAAGUGAAGUCAGGUCUUCUAGGUACAAGUCAAGAGAAGCAAGAGAGAUUGCAAGGCAUAUUACUAGUCAAAUGAAAGAGGGUUUUGAAGGGGGGCAUGUUAACUUAUUUGAUUCUGGGUAUAGAGGAUAUGGAAGUGCUUUUGCUAGUGAAUCAGAAGUGAUGGCAAUUUCUUCCAGAAGUUCCUUUGACCGGCCCAGGCGUUCACCAUCUGAAUCCGCUGUGAUUAGGGAGGCAAAGAAGAGAAUGUCUCGUAGGUGGAAGACUCACGGAUAUCAAGAUGUGGGAAUGGUUGGCAAGGGCAGCACAUUGAAAGAAAUGCUAUCUGUUCCAAACAAUGAAAUGAGGCAUGAUAAAACUGGAUCAGUGGUGAGUCCAGUUGGGGUUGGUGAUGAAUAUGAUUGGAGAGAAGAAUAUCUAAGAAGUACAUCAAGAUCAAGACCUGUCCCUCCAUCUUCCUGCUACCAAAGUCAUACUACAAACAAUUAUCAGGAAGCUCAUGUUGAGGAAAAGAUAAUGGUACAUAACGAGCAGUCUAAUCGAACUAAAAGUAAGGGAAUAAAGGGCAAUUGUAAACGCAGAGAAGAUUCACGAUCCAAGAGUUCAAGAAACGGUAAAAGUAGUCAGUCCUCCCUACAUUGCAAUGCCUGCAAUCCCAAAUUUGAUAAUAGUGUACCAGAAAACCACUACAGCCGAAAACCUACUACUACUUGUUUUGAGAACGAAGAUGCUGCUGAAGAAGAGUCGCUAAUUCGCGAUAUUCAUGAAGCUACCACAAAUGAAGCUUCUUUUGUUGAUGUGGUCAGGGUACCUUCUGAAUCUACUACCAAUGAGCUGAUAGAAGAUGCAGAUUCCUCUGCUGCUGAUGAAGAUACUUCAAAUUCACAGGGUACUGUCUCCAUUCAGCUUUCUGGACCCGAGCCUGACCCAGAAUCUUCUGAAGGCUCGAAGGAAAUUGAAGUUGACCAACAUGGUCAAAUAUCGGUGUCGGAAGUUCCUCUUGCAGAAGAUGUAUCAUCAGGUUCUGAUUGCUUUGAGAGAGUCAGUUCUCAGCUUCUUGAGCUCAGAAAACAACUUCAUCUGCUGAAAAUGGAGUCAGGAUCAACUUAUGACAGUCCAAAUGAUGAAGAAAUCGAACAAGGAUCAUCCUUUAGUGCCUCUGAGUCAGACAACUGGGAAUCUAGUUACCUGACUGAUGUCCUACAAAGUUCCAGUUUCUACGAUCAUGAACCACUUACGUUCAUGACUACUUGGUAUUUAGUUGACUAUCCCAGAGAUACUUGGUUAUUUGAUCAUCUUGAAAAGAAAUACUCCCAAGAUCCAACAGUUUCAAAACCUGAAAGACGAUUAUUUCAUGAUCGUAUACACGAAGCAUUGUGUGAUAUUACUAAGACCAUGAUAUCAUGCUCAUGGGUCAACCCAGGUAAAAGAGGAAUCCAGAUCACAUUGACCGAAACCGGGUUUGAAGAUCAGCUGCAGAAGGUGCUUACCAAGCAAGAAAAAGAUGCAAGUAUGGAUUUUGAGGAAAUGUCCAUUGACAAGGAUCAUGAGUGGUUGGAACCAGUGGACGAAAUAGAUGUUGUUGGCAGACAAAUUGCAGAUGUGUUGUUAAAGGAGUUAGUACUAGAAAUUGUAUGCAUAUAGUUUGUUAGUCGCGGUGUAGUUGUAGCCGGUAGACAUUAGAACCACGGUAUCUGAACGAAAUAAUGGGAAAACAAGAAAACAUUUUGAAAGAUAAACCAAGUUUAGGUGAUGAAAGAAUUUGGUACUUUUGUGGUUACAAUCUGUUUGUAUGAUAUUGUAGGUGACUUUAAACACUCUUUAUAAUUACAUCCAUUACAUGUAUCAGUUAUAUUUA
Messenger RNA from Erigeron canadensis, 3029 nucleotides. RefSeq lists its product as uncharacterized. Bases 218 to 2815 code for a protein of 865 amino acids. The transcript is spliced from 6 exons. Lineage: Eukaryota; Viridiplantae; Streptophyta; Magnoliopsida; Asterales; Asteraceae. The record is from RefSeq and is a predicted model, not a curated record.